AUGGAGGCAGAAGGGAAAGCUCCGAGUCUGCUGGAGCUGUGCGUCCGAAAGGCCAUCGACAACCUGCGGCAUAUCCAGAGCGUGGACGGCGUGGACACGCCGCUGCUGCGCAGGAUCCUGCCCCACUGCGACCUGGAGCAGCUGACCCGCAUCGAGAGCCGCACGGCGACGGACCUGACCCCGGUCACCGACGUCCUCUGGCAGGGGUUCUAUCGGCGGCAGUUCGGCGAGGAGCACACGAGCCGCGUCGUGGACAGGAUGCAGCGGGCCGGGGCGCGGUACAAGUGGAAGGAUCUCUUCAAGGCGAAGACAAAGCAGCAGAAGGAGUUGGAAGACAGGAUGGUGGAGGCGCUCACGAGCAAGUGCCGGGCGCGGAACGCUGAGAGGGAGAGCAAGGCCAUCAAGCGCUUCACGAAGGUGCAGCCAAGCAGUUGCAAACGAAGCUAUUUCGGAGGAGGAAGCGGCAUGUCUUCCGGUUCCGGCUACAAGAACCCGAUGUUGAAGAAGGCAAGGAUGGAGGUUGACAUUCGGGCGAGAAUGGAAGCUCCUUUUUGCAGGAGGUCAACUCAGCCAACGACGAGUCAUGGACAGCCGAUGAGGACGACGUCGAUCGUCCGUAGACCCAAUUCGACCACCACCAUUGUCAAACCAACUGCUUUGAAUAGGCCGAACCAAAACAAAACAGGUUUAGGUUAUAGAUAA
Molecule: messenger RNA, 702 nt
Organism: Lolium perenne
Lineage: Eukaryota; Viridiplantae; Streptophyta; Magnoliopsida; Poales; Poaceae
Biological process (GO): transcription elongation by RNA polymerase II
Cellular component (GO): nucleus; elongin complex
Source: RefSeq, a predicted model, not a curated record